AAGAAUGCUCGUCUUUACCUCUAAAGCCCUCUUCAGCUUCGAGGGCUCUGUCCUCUUUCAGCUGCGUCCCCGGAACGCUAGAGCCAUGGAGGCGGCGCGCUUCUCCACUGCCUCUCUUUCCCCUAUCGCCACAGGAGCUCACAGGGUGAGCGCUACUGAAGCCUCCGUUAGCCUCGAGGAAUGGCAGGGUUGGGGAAGCACAUCCCCUGUACCCGCCAUGGUUUUAGAGGUCAUUGAAGACUUGAAGUUACUGGAGAAAAACAUUGAUGCCCACAUGGAUUUUGGAGGCAAUCAUGGAAAACUUGUGGGAGACUUCAAGGUGUAUGAAGAUAAGAAACAUAGAGAAAAGUUCAAGUCCUUAGGAGAUUCUGAAAAGAAGCUUCAGUUCUUUUCAGCUCGACAAAUUGCGUGCCGCGUACUUGGAAGUAGAGAUUACCUUUGUCAGAAGUGCUGGCUUCCCAAGGAAGACUGCAUGUGUUCAAGAGUCAUGCCCUAUCAUCCUUGGCACCAUAUAAGGUUUUGGUUGUAUAUGCAUCCCAAGGAUUUCUUGCGCCAAAAUAACACUGGAAAACUAUUAUGGCAAGUAUUUGGUGUUCAGGCUGCUACUUUGUGCUUAUUUGGAAUUUCGGAACACGAAGAAAUGUUGUGGAAUGCAUUAAAACUUGCAGGGAAGGAUAAGGUUUGGUGUCUUUAUCCUAAUAAGAACGCUACACCAAAUUCUGUUAAGGAUAUCUUUUACCAAAAUUCUUUGGAAGAUCGAGAUUGCCAACCAAAAAUGGCAAAUUACGAUGAUGUGUUGAACUUUAUUCUGCUUGAUGGCACUUGGAGCAAUUCUAAUGCAAUGUUCAACCGUUUGAAGGAACGAGCCAUGUCAAUUUGGGGCGAGGAGCUUCCCUGUAUAUCACUAAACACAGGCGUAUCCAUGAUGCAUAGACUGAGACCCCAACCAUCCUGGGAUCGUACGUGCACAGCAGCUGCAGCAAUUGGGCUCCUGUAUGAACUCCACCUUAUCCCCGCGUUCAAUUCAUACGGGCUAGAUAAGCAGGCUGAUGCGAUCGAAGAUGCUUUGGAGGUCCUCUUAGAAGCUCUAACCACAAGGCGCCUUCGGAUGGGAAGAUCCAUCACUCGUAAAGAAAGACACAAUAGCAACAUCAUGACCCAACUUUAGAUCAUCAACCAUUUUCAAUGAUUCUUGCUGACAUCUAACCAGCAUGCCGUAAUUUUCAUGCCAUAUAAUAUAUAUAUAUAUAGAGCCUAAAACCCAACUACUACAUACACUUCAUACAUCUUUGAGGACAGCUUUCAGGAUUGUACCUGUGCAUCUCUUUUUAAGGAUGCUCAUCUUUAUCCUUAAUAAAUAUAUUUCAGUGAACAAGGUGGUAAACAUGUCGGUGAUUAUUAUGAGAAUCAAAGAUUUUAUGAACUCCA
This is a messenger RNA of Ipomoea triloba (trilobed morning glory), 1428 nucleotides long. RefSeq lists its product as uncharacterized. Lineage: Eukaryota; Viridiplantae; Streptophyta; Magnoliopsida; Solanales; Convolvulaceae. The coding region runs from base 5 to 1168 and encodes 387 amino acids. The record is from RefSeq and is a predicted model, not a curated record. The transcript is spliced from 8 exons.